UGGAGCACCAUAUAAAUAGCUGCCUCAGACCUAAGGAUGCCACAAGAACAGUCUCCAGAACCUCUACUGUCAGCUAGCUGUGUUCUCUCUGCUAGGGAGUACACUGAACCUGACCAUUAGACCUCUCUAAGGCAGCUUGUGAUCUUUUCUCUGCACUGGCAUUUGCCACUAGCCUUUUGGAGCAUCUUUAGCAACCAUGAUCAUCACCAUAUCUUUAAUUUGGGCAGUGGUGAUUGGUUUUUGCUGCUGUCUGUGGCUUGCUCUGGGGAUCCGCAAGAGACAACCAGGUGAGCCUCCGGUGGAGAAUGGUUUGAUCCCGUACCUCGGCUGUGCCCUCCAGUUUGGAGCCAACCCCCUGGAGUUUCUCCGGAGCCGACAGAAGAAAUAUGGCCACAUCUUCACUUGCAAGAUCGCUGGAAAAUACUUUCACUUCCUGUGCGACCCUUUCUCCUACCAUGCCGUCAUCCGCCAAGGCAGGCAUCUGGACUGGAAGAAGUUCCACUUCUCUACCUCGGUCAAGGCGUUCGGCCAUGACAGCAUGGACCCCAGACACGGCUACACCACAGAGAACCUCCACCAGACUUUCUUGAAGACCCUGCAGGGCGAAGCCCUCCCCUCGCUCAUCGAGACCAUGAUGGAGAACCUACAGUCGGUCAUGCUGCAAUCCGACACCCUCAGCCCCAGCAAGGACCGCUGGGACGUGGACGGCAUCUUUGCCUUCUGCUACAAGGUCAUGUUCGAGUCAGGCUACCUGACGCUCUUCGGCAAAGAUCUGGGAAACAACAAGAAUGCUGCGCGCCAGGAGGCCCAGAAGGCGUUGGUGCUUAACGCUCUAGAGAACUUCAAGGAGUUUGACAAGAUCUUCCCAGCUCUGGUGGCCGGCUUGCCCAUCCACGUGUUCAAGAGCGCCCACUCUGCCAGGGAGAACCUGGCUAAGACCAUGCUGGCCGAGAACUUAAGCAAACGGCAGAACAUAUCAGACCUGAUCUCAUUGCGCAUGCUUCUAAACGACACGCUGUCCACCUUCAAUGACCUGAGCAAGGCCCGUACCCAUGUGGCACUGCUGUGGGCCUCGCAGGCCAACACACUGCCUGCUACUUUCUGGAGCCUGCUUUACAUGAUCAGGAGUCCAGAGGCUAUGAAGGCAGCCAAUGAGGAGGUGAAGAAGAUUCUGGAGAGUUCAGGUCAGCGUGUCGACCACAGCAAACCACAACUCACUCUCUCCCGGGAGGACCUGGACAACAUGCCUGUAAUAGACAGCAUCAUUAAGGAGGCCAUGCGUCUGUCAAGUGCGUCAAUGAACGUCCGAGUGGCUAAAGAGGACUUCCUGCUUCACCUUGACAACCAGGAGUCGUACCACAUCCGCAAGGAUGACGUCAUCGCCCUCUACCCCCAGAUGCUCCACUUUGACCCCGAAAUUUACGACGACCCCUUGACCUACAAAUACGACAGAUAUCUGGAUGACUGUGGCCAAGAGAAGACGACAUUCUACAGGGAGGGGCGCAAACUGCGGUACUACUACAUGCCUUUCGGCUCUGGGGUGACCAAGUGCCCCGGGCGCUUCUUCGCAGUGCACGAGAUCAAGCAGUUCCUAGCGCUGGUGCUCUCCUACUUCGACAUGGAGCUCCUAGACUCAGCCGUUAAAGUGCCUCCUCUCGACCAGUCACGUGCAGGUCUGGGGAUCCUGCAGCCCACCUAUGAUAUUGACUUUAGAUAUAAACUGAAAACUCAGUAAGACAGACUCCACUGAUCUACUUUCUCCAUAAUGUGAAUUGUAAAUAUUGUAUAUUUAAGAAUUUAAGCCACAAUGAUCCCACUGGGCACACACUGGUUGAAUCAACAUUGUUUCCACAUCAUUUCAAUGAAAUUACGUGGAACCAAUGUGGAAUAGAUGUUGAAUUGACGUCCGUACUCAGUGGGAUUUAAAUACGCUGCGAUGUAUUGUUAUAAUGUAUUUUUUAAGUUGAUACAGAGUGGUUUUUGCUAGCCUCAGUAAGGUAGUAUUGGCGAAAAGGCCAUUUUAGGAAGAGUCCCGUUUCAAAAGUGACUUUGAUGGAACUCCAUAUAAAUGUUAUCAGUAAUAUUUACUGAAUCUUCCACGUAAGCAUCAUUACUGUAUCACUAUUGCCGACCGCAAUCUUUGAACUGUGAAAUCACUCAACAUUUCAGUUGUGCUUCUGUUUGUGACCUUCACAAUCAGUAGUUGGUAAUUGCCCCCCAUUUACUGUGCUGUUGAAUGACUCUAACUGCUCUGAUUGAGUAGUGUAAUGUACAUUCUAGUUCCGUUGAAGUAUUCCCUAUGCUGGGGUAAAAUGAUUUUAUUAUCUGUAUUAAUAUUUACUGUGAUAUACCGUACAAAACAAGUAUAAAAAUGCAUGUGAUGUUUACUUUACAAAACCAGUAUAAAUGCAAUACAUUUCUA
Messenger RNA from Salmo salar (Atlantic salmon), 2422 nucleotides. RefSeq names its product cytochrome P450 7A1. The record is from RefSeq and is a predicted model, not a curated record. Gene Ontology annotation, biological process: cellular response to glucose stimulus; cholesterol homeostasis; cholesterol catabolic process. NCBI's taxonomy places the organism in Eukaryota, Metazoa, Chordata, Actinopteri, Salmoniformes, Salmonidae. Gene Ontology annotation, molecular function: heme binding; iron ion binding; cholesterol 7-alpha-monooxygenase activity.